AAUAUGAAAAAGCAUAACAUGACUUCGAGCACCCUUUGAUUUUGUUUCAAUAUACGUCUCUCUCUCGGUGAAAACGCGACAACGAUCGAAAUGAGUCGGCCACAAGAGGGAUCGCUGAUAUACAGCUUUGUGGCGCGGGGCACGGUGGUGCUGGCCGAGUACACGCAGUUUGCCGGCAACUUCCCGGACAUCGCCACCGAGUGCCUCCAGCGACUCCCCUCCGGGAGCAGCAGGUUCACCUACACUUGCAACCGGCACACUUUCAAUUUCCUGGUCGCGGACGGCUAUGCUUACUGCGUCGUCGCUACUGAAUCUGCGGGCAAGCAAAUCCCGAUUGCGUUUUUGGAGCGUCUAAAAGAGGAAUUCAAGAAAAGAUAUGGAGGCGGGAAAGCGGAUACCGCUGUCGCCAAAAGUCUCAGUAGGGAGUUCGGGCCUGUAAUGAAGGAGCAGAUGAAGGACACCAUGGACCAUGCCGAGGAGAUUGAUCAGAUGAUGAAAGUGAAGGCUCAAGUUGCACAAGUCAAGAACGUAAUGCUGAAUAACAUCGACCAGGCAAUGGAUAGGGGGGUAAAACUCACAAUUCUAGAGGACAAAGCAGAGAAUCUCCACGAAGAGGCUCAGAAAUUCAAGACACGAGGGGGAGAGAUCCGGCGGAAGAUGUGGUAUCAGAACAUGAAGAUCAAGCUGGCCGUGUUUGGGAUCGUGCUGCUUCUCGUGCUGAUAAUCUGGCUCUCUAUAUGCAAAGGGUUCGAUUGCAGCAACUAGUCACGUUCAUGCACGAACUUGAUUAUGGUCUAGUCACGCGACGUCCAUGAAUCGACAAACUUUCUCAUUCUCUUCUAGUCGGCUCGAGAGUUCUGGCGUCGUCAAAAUUUCACUCCUUGCGUGCUCGCUCGCUCACGCGUACGAGUGCUUGUACCUAGACGGAUAUCCUGAUUGUUGUAAUCUGUUCUUGUUCAUAGGGUAAAUUGAUUUUUCAAAGAGCAUGCUUCUGGAGA
This is a messenger RNA of Rhodamnia argentea, 998 nucleotides long. Its product is annotated as vesicle-associated membrane protein 724-like. NCBI's taxonomy places the organism in Eukaryota, Viridiplantae, Streptophyta, Magnoliopsida, Myrtales, Myrtaceae. The record is from RefSeq and is a predicted model, not a curated record. Bases 91 to 765 code for a protein of 224 amino acids. The transcript is spliced from 5 exons. Gene Ontology annotation, cellular component: membrane. Gene Ontology annotation, biological process: vesicle-mediated transport.